AUGACUACAUCUUCAGCUGCCAUGGAGGAAAGGUUGAACAAACGGGAGGCCAUAGUUCUGGAGAACAGCAGUGGCCUAACUGAAGUCAAGCAAGCCUUGGAGGAUAACAUUCAGGAGUUAAAAGCUCACAUGCAGAACUGGAAGGAUGAGAUUAUGGAGUUGUUGAGACUCAAUAAGCCCUCUCCACCUACUACAGAGCCUUUUUCAGUCCAGGGACAAGUUCCAAACUUCAGUCCUGGAGAGGGAAAUGCAGAUCUAGGUAGGAAACCUGGAAAAGAACCAGCAGUAGAGGAUCCAGCUGGGUUGCAAGAGGUCUCUGAUGAUGAUGAAGGCCAGGGAGAGAACCAGUUUGGGCAGUUUGUGAAUCCCAUGAGGGCAGACAGGUUGUGGGUGGUGAGAUGUGAGAGAUUUUUCAUGCUAGCUAGGAUUCCCAGGGAUGAGAUUAUGCAUGUUUUGCGUGUGAACCUAACUGGGAAGGUGGCCUUGUGGUAUGAGGGGUAUCUCAAUAGCUUAAGGGAAGGGUUCCAGUGGAUUUUGUUCGCAAGGGCAGUGUGUAAGAGGUUCCGGGAAAGUAAUGUGGAUGUGAUGGAAGAGUUUUCAAACUUCAAACAAUGGGGUAAUGUGACUGAUUUUUCUGACAAAUAUGAGGAGUUCAAGGAUAGCUUUAUUGUAAGAUUGAAGCAACAACUUAGGUGUUUUGUGAGAACAUCUAAACAUACUAAUUUGGAGGAUGCCAUUUGGUUGGCAAGGCAGUUUGAGAAAGGCCUCAAGGUUAGUGAACUUCUGAAAAGCAACUCGCACUCUACUAAAAAAACAUCCUAUACUGUCCAGAAACCUCAACCAAGUACCAGAACUUUUACUUCUAGACAAAGUGAGCCAAACAAAUCCCAAUCCAGUCAAAACUCCACCAAAACUACUGCUUCAAACACUCAUCAGAACCAGACUAGAACUCCUGAAAUUCAUAAAUUCAGAGAACAACUCAGGGAGCAGAACAGAUGUAAGGGUCCUACUUUCAAUAUCAUAGAAGGAACUGAACCUCUAGAGAAUGAGGAGGAAUUCAGUGAUAACCAAGCUGUGGAAACUGGGAACCAGGGGUCAACAGAUGAAGAAAAUGUGGAGGUCACACUGAAUGCUGUUAUUGGGGGUGAGGGCCUGAAUACUAUUAAGUUGUUAGGCAACAUUGGAAAUCAAGCAGUGGUGUGCAAGGGACUGAGAUGGCAAGUUCAGAAAGAGGCUUUUGAGAGGGAUCUAAGGGUCCUUAGGUUGGGGGGCUGUGAUCUAGUCUUGGGGAUGGAUUGGAUUGACUGUUAUGCUCCAAUUCAACUUCAUACAAGGCUUCCUGGCAUUUCAUUCCAUAAGGAGGGGAAAAGGGUGUUACUAAAAGGAAUGGCUAAGGGCAUUGUACUACAACAGGCCUCUAAGAAGGAAGUCAAGAGAUGGAAGAAGGAAGGAGCAAAACCUGUUAACUCUAAGCCCUACAGAUAUUCAUUUUUGCAAAAGAAUGCCAUAGAAUGGAUGGUAGAAGAAAUGCUCACAGCUGUUAUAAUUACUCAUAGCACUUCACCUUUUGCCUCACCAGUGUUGUUGGUUCCUAAGAAGGACAAUACCUGGAGGUUUUGUGUGGAUUAUAGAGCACUGAAUGGCAUUACCAUAAAGAACAAAUUCCCAAUUCCACUCAUAGAGGAUCUGUUUUCAGAAUUAGCUAAUGCCAAGGUUUUCUCUAAAUUGGAUUUGAGAGCAGGCUAUCAUCAAGUGAGAAUGAAACAAGGGGAAGAAUACAAAACAACUUUUAGAACACAUCAAGGGCUAUAUGAAUUCAAAGUCAUGCCCUUUGCGCUUACUAAUGCCCCAGCUACAUUUCAAGCUCCUAUGAACCAUGUUUUUCAGCCAUUGAUUAGAAAAACUGUCCUUGUAUUCUUUGAUGACAUUCUUGUUUACAGUCCCUCAUUGGAAAGUCAUUGGAAGCAUCUGAGUGAGGUUUUAAGGAUCAUGAGGGACAACCAGUUGUUGGCUAAGCUGAGCAAGUGUUCAUUUGCAAAAAGAGAAGUUGAGUACUUAAGGCAUAUCAUAUCUGAAAAGGGACUGCAGACUGAUCCUGAGAAACUAUCUGCAGUAAGGAAUUGGCCAAAACCAGUUAACAUCAAAGAGUUGAGGGGGUUCCUUGGUCUUACAGGGUAUUACAGGAGGUUUAUCAAGUCCUAUGGCACCAUAAGCAGGCCACUCACUGAUAUGUUAAGGAAGAAUGCCUACUAA
Messenger RNA from Ipomoea nil (Japanese morning glory), 2253 nucleotides. RefSeq lists its product as uncharacterized. The record is from RefSeq and is a predicted model, not a curated record. The transcript is spliced from 6 exons. Bases 1 to 2253 code for a protein of 750 amino acids. NCBI's taxonomy places the organism in Eukaryota, Viridiplantae, Streptophyta, Magnoliopsida, Solanales, Convolvulaceae.